Seriola aureovittata is the source of this 2578-nucleotide messenger RNA. RefSeq names its product nuclear receptor binding factor 2b (gene nrbf2b). Gene Ontology annotation, biological process: autophagy. The coding region runs from base 107 to 1039 and encodes 310 amino acids. The transcript is spliced from 4 exons. The record is from RefSeq and is a predicted model, not a curated record. NCBI's taxonomy places the organism in Eukaryota, Metazoa, Chordata, Actinopteri, Carangiformes, Carangidae.
UUUACGUCACGACGUGUUGACGCAGCGUUGGCUGUGGAGGCGACUGUGCUUCCCUAACAGUAAUUUUCUUACAACUAUUUUUUCAGUAUUUUUAAUCGCAUUGUGAAUGACAGUCCGUGUAGGACAGAGAUACCUUUCAUGUAGUGUAAACCUUCGAAGAAUCGACUCCAUGGAGGUCGUAGACAGCCCGCUCAACCUCGCUCAUCAGCAGUGCAGGAAGGCAGACCGUUUGGUAGCGGCUGGAAAGUAUGAAGAGGCCAUCUCCUGCCACGGAAAAGCAGCAGAUCUUUUGACAGACGCAAUGAAGAAGACAGAGUGUGAGCAGGCUCGUCUGUCCAUGGAGCUGCAGAGGGACAGUCAUAUCAAACAGCAGCGGCUGAUCCAAGAGCGCUGGAAGAGAGAAGCUCGUCGUGAAGCAACGAAGGCCCGACCUGGCGCAGUGCAGCCUUCCAGCAGUCCAGCCCUCCUUACCCACACCCAGGCCACAGGCCAGCUCCUGCCCCACGGCUCCCCAGGCCUUUCGGCUGCAGAGUGUGGAGGAGUCAGGGAGAGAGAGUAUGACACCUUACUCUACCAGCUUCAGACUCGGCAGACUGGAGGCUGCCAGCCUUUGCCUCCACCGUGCCCUGGAUCUAAGACCACCAAAGAUGACAAAACUCGCCUGGAAGAACAACAAACGACCAUCGAGGACCUGCGGCGCCUGGUCGACCACCUGAUGAAUGAAAACCAGCGCCUGGCGACUGAGAACGAGCGGCUGCGUUCGGAAAACAACCGGCUGCGCUCUGAGGCGGCGGAGGCAGCAGACUUCGUGGAGCGUUCAGAGCUCUGGGUGCUCCCGCAAGCGGGUGGUGCUAUGGGAACAGGGGGGGGUCAGGAGAAGAAAAGCACAGGGAAGGGGAAGGAGAUUGCAAUUCCCCAACUGCCCCCACUGGAGAUGCCAGCUCAGGAAGACCUGUGUCUGGAUGACCUUCCUCCUCUGGAGCUGCCAGAGGACAUCCAGAAUGAACUACAGGAGCUACUGGAUAGGGAUAAACUGUGAUAAGACAGAUGUCAUACACAGACAGACACACACACACUCACACACACACACUCACACACACUCACACUCACACACUCACACACUCACACACAAGGGUUCAGCCAGUAUGGCUUGUGAGAUCAGAUGCUACAUGCGCUGCCUGUCUGCGGCCUGUCCUGCUCUGGCAGGUGCAACAAACUAACCAGUGAUGGAACCAUCAGUCAGGUUCAUAUAGUCAGAGGAGAGGUCGAAUCAUUGAUAACAGCUGCACCACUAAUACAAUCUAGAUUAAAGACAAAGGUAGGGUUCACCCAGAAAUAAUGUCAGUGUGAAUGUCAGUGAGGUUGUGUGUCAGUGUGUCGUACAGUGAGCUCUGUGUAAACCUUCAGGAGAGUAACUGAAGCUGUCAGGAACAUGUUUUGCAGAUGGCGUGUCAAAGUGACCUUGCCCUUAAAAGACGUAAUUUGACAAAAUCAUUCUCACAGAUCUUCCUCUGCAUUAUCACAUCAACAUCCAUGUUUGUGUCAUUUGAUGACAGCUGAGCUCAGACUAUGACAACUGAGCAAACAACGUGACAUGCAGUUAAUGACGUAAACACUGUUUGAGUACUUUAAUGUGAAAUAUGGAGAUUUAUCAUAUAUUCUGCGAGUGUCUGGAAAAAGCCAUAAAAUAAGUGUUCUGAAGCUAAAUGAUAAUGAUUUUAUACGUAAGUCAAACAUUAGUACAAACGUGCGUGUGUGUGAUCUGAAUGAUAAAAACAAUAAAGACAUGGAUGUGUAUGCUUUAGUGUCACUGUAGUUUAGCCAGCCAAUGAUUGAUUAGUGGAAAAUGAUUACUAGUUGACUAUUUGAUUUAGUAAAUAUUAAAUAAGCAACAGCAUUAAUUUGUCUUUAUAUUACAUUGCUGGAUGUUUCAUAAUAUGUGUUAUUACAAAUGUGUGAUUUUGAGUCACUUUUUUUUUUUUAUUCUGUUGUUUCCUUUUGCUUGUGUAUGAGAAACAUCAGCGUGAAGUUUGCCUGAAACUCUAUAGAAUGAAAUGUCCUUUGUUAAAAUUGUCUGACAUGAUUAGUGUCUGGUCUAUGAAAUAAUGUUCUUCCAGGAAUUUGGGGGGAUAAUCAUGUACUCCAAUCAUUUGGUUUCAGAACACUUACUAAGCUGCACUAGCAGCAGAACAUGUGUGUUUGUUACUGUCUGCGCUCUGGUGCUCUAUCAGAACAUGUUCCUAGGAUCCUCAGUUGUCAUGCUGGGAUGAAGCAGCAUCAUCACACUCACUGCAUGUUACACUGACACACAAACUCCACACUGUUUGAGCUUGCAUGAGGAUGAGUGGGUGAUGACCACAUGUUGAAUCUGGGGAUGAACUGCUCCUUAAAGGGGAUCAGCACUAACUUGACCACCUAUUUACAGUGUCAGCAGCAUUGCUCCAACCCUACCACACACACAUCAGGAUUAUGUGCAGCAUGAUUCAGUCACAGAGCAUAUUGCUGUUGUUGAGGAAAAACUACAUUGCUGCCUUUUUUAUUUUUUUGAGCAGAUUUAAAUUAAAGGCUUUAAUGAUUA